This is a messenger RNA of Saccoglossus kowalevskii, 711 nucleotides long. Its product is annotated as DNA-directed RNA polymerase II subunit 1-like. NCBI's taxonomy places the organism in Eukaryota, Metazoa, Hemichordata, Enteropneusta, Harrimaniidae. The record is from RefSeq and is a predicted model, not a curated record.
AUGGCCUACUCACCUAAGACAAUAGCCUACUCAUCUAUAAAGACAAUAGCCUACUCAUCUAAGACAAUAGCCUACUCACCUAAGACAAUAGCCUACUCAUUUAAGACAAUAGCCUACUCAUCUAAGACAAUAGCCUACUCACCUAAGACAAUAGCCUACUCAUCUAAGACAAUAGCCUACUCAUCUAAGACAAUAGCCUACUCACCUAAGACAAUAGCCUACUCAUCUAAGACAAUAGCCUACUCAUCUAAGACAAUAGCCUACUCACCUAAGAUGAUAGCCUACUCAUCUAAGACAAUAGCCUACUCAUCUAAGACAAUAGCCUACUCAUCCAAGACAAUAGCCUACUCAUCUAAGACAAUAGCCUACUCAACUAAGACAAUAGCCUACUUAUCUAAGACAAUAGCCUACUCACCUAAGACAAUAGCCUACUCAUCUAAGACAAUAGCCUACUCAUCUAAGACAAUAGCCUACUCAUCUAAGACAAUAGCCUACUCAUCUAAGACAAUAGCCUACUCAUCUAAGACAAUAGCCUACUCAUCUAAGACAAUAGCCUACUCAUCUAAGACAAUAGCCUACUCAUCUAAGACAAUAGCCUACUCAUCUAAGACAAUAGCCUACUCAUCUAAGACAAUAGCCUACUCUACCAUUUCACCAUUACUUCGAACAAAAUCAGUAAUUUUUGAGACAUGUCAGUCCAACGGGAACUAA